UAAAUAUCUAAAUUUUCUUUAUGCAACCCAUAAAUAAGUUGCUUAUCACAAUAGCUAAAAUAUUGGAAGAAAUUUUAAAGGAAACUGAUUAAUUGAGUUUAUAGUAAGUAUCGACAUUCCAUGCUUUGAGAAUACCAUCUAUUUCAAUAUAAAGCUACAUUCAAAGGAUUGCAAAAUAUACAAAUUGCAAUAGUGUUUGCUUUGUUUUUGGAUUAAUAUAUUUAGAUAAGGUUUAGGAAAUGCACUAAAAUAUAAUUCUCAAUUCGAAUUGUAUACAUAGGUAUGAACUUGUAAUAUUGUGUUGAUUUAUGAUAGUUUCUAUUAUGGUGGCAAUAAAGUAUUAUGAUGAUGAAUACUUUAAGAAUGAGUAUUAUGCAAAAGUUGGAGGGUUAUCAUUAAAGGAGAUUAAUCAAUUAGAGAUGGAAUUUUUGGAUUUGUUGAAUUAUGAAUUAUUUAUAGAAAAAGAAGUAUUUGAAGUAUAUGAGGAGAGAUUAAAAUAAUAUGAAUUUAUAGAGAUCUGA
Molecule: messenger RNA, 521 nt
Organism: Paramecium sonneborni
Lineage: Eukaryota; Ciliophora; Oligohymenophorea; Peniculida; Parameciidae
Source: the annotation of a GenBank genome assembly